Molecule: messenger RNA, 10198 nt
Organism: Portunus trituberculatus (swimming crab)
Lineage: Eukaryota; Metazoa; Arthropoda; Malacostraca; Decapoda; Portunidae
Product: SUN domain-containing ossification factor-like
Exons: 11
Coding region: 1374-5903 (1509 amino acids)
Biological process (GO): protein folding in endoplasmic reticulum
Cellular component (GO): cytoplasm; membrane
Source: RefSeq, a predicted model, not a curated record
AGAGAGAGAGAGGGUGAACUGUCAGACCACAAAGGUGACAGUAAAACUGGAAUGUUUAAAGACUCAUUUUCUCACAAUUGCUAUAGUAUUCCUACCGCAUGAAGGUCAGGUCUGUGAUUCUCGCAGUGUUCGCCGCGGUCAGGAGGGCAGGCAGCAUCGGUGAGGUGAGCGAUGUGUCCUGGCGGGGAGAGGUGGCAGGUGACUGAGGUGAGUGCAGUGUUGCCGGGGUGCACAGCCGCGGGGAUGACCAAGCCGACCGGGAGGCUGCUAGCUGCUGGCUGAUCUCCGGCUGUUUGGGUGGACGUCAGCUGUUGCAGACCCGCAGCCCCCACCACCUUGACGACCUUGCCCCGCCCACGCCUCGCACGCCACGUCACCGCCUGAGCCUCCGACAGCUGUCUACACUCUUUUUCAACCCUUGACCUUAUGUUAUCAACUUUAAUCCGCAGAGGUUGAAAAUGUGCAGGAGUAAGUGUGUUAAGGUUAUGAUAGAGUAUAACAGACUUAUUUUUAGAACUUGAAACAAGACAGUGGAUGAAGAUAGCAUCCGUCUGCUUCUCAGCUUAGGUGGCUACUCGUACUGUACUUACUCAUCUCAGCUGAUCGACGUCGCGCUGCCAGACGCUGCCCCGACUUUUCCUUAAACGCUGCACAACAAUUGUUUUCGCCACUCAUUUUGUACUUAUGAAUUAAAAUUUUGACUGUUAUGCUCUAAUAUACCCUUAACACACUUAUGUUGAAUGUCGGAGCGUAUUAUAAAACAAAGCAUCAGGUGUAGUGUGCAAAGGAUCCGCGGUACGACAGUUCCCGUCUGUGUCCAUCAGCAGGAGUAGUAGGGUGACGGAAACACAGAGCUGGUUGCAGUGAUCCCAGUGAACGCGUGGAAUGUGGUGGUGUCGUGACGGACCGUGGCGGGUUAUCCAUGUGUGUUAGCAUUACAUUGAAAAGCAAAGGUGUUCGCUUCAGCCUAGCACGAUAAACAGCACGCGCCGUGUGCACUGUUGUAUGUUGUGUCGCACCGUCAGCAGGAACAAUGGUGAAGUGCGGUGCGGCUUGUGGAGGGAGACGCCUGCUGACCCUGAGCGUGGCGGUAACCCAGGGACCAUGUGACUUUCGCGGCUAGAUACCAUGGGGCGGCGCUCCCCUCUUGUUGUAGUGACGUGCAUUGACUCAGCUGCCUCAGAAAUCGCUGGCCGCGUGUUUAUCCAAAAUUUUAUGUAUGACUAUAUUUAAUCGAAGGUGUGAUAAUUGCCUAAGUAUAUACUGUAAGUGUCGGUGAAAGCCCAAGCUCCGUCCUUCAUCACAAGCCUCCACACCUGCAGCAGCGGCAGCGACGGCGGAGGAAGGGACACUGCGGAGGUCGACGUAGUAUUAUGGCCAGGGUGGAGGCCGCUGCGGCCGCGCUGUUCGGGCCCUCAACUUGCUUCUUGUGGGGUGAUGGCGGCCUGCCCAUAUUCUCCCUUUUGGGAAUUACUUUUCUCCUGCAUCUCCUUCAGUUAUGCCCCGCCAUCGGCCUUCAUCAUGAUAACAACAGUGUACCGCCCAUGGGCAGUGGGAUAGAGGUGAUGACGAAGGCGCUGGGUGUGGUGGAUGUCGAGAUGGACGUGGCUCCUGGCAACACCUCCAUCAAUCCAGUGUCAGCUGUCAAUGGAAGACGAAGCAUAUUCUCCAGGAAGUCGGAAGUCACACUAAGUCACAUAUUUGGAGCUAAAGAGUUUCUCAAGCAUUUUCCUGCAGAAAACUUUACUCAUCUUCGCACACACCGACCUGGGUACUCCAAGUCCUCCCAGAAGGACACUGCAGCCUCAGAGGAGACUCAGCCACAGCACAAAUCAGAAUCUGCAUCCAAGGAAGAAUCAAGAAAACCUGUGAAAGGGGAGACUGUUAUAGAUUCUGAGGCUAUCAUAGUUCCUGAUGGUACCAAAGAGGUGAGCAGCUCUAGUAUACCAACAGAAUCAAAGGAAAUAGAAGAUAGAAGAGAAGCCCAAGAAAAAUCAGAAAAUGAAUCUGUUCCCCCUGCUGCUGAAACAGCUGGAGACUCCAUUACAACAGUAGCAGAUGGGAAAGGAAAGAAGAACUCAAAAUUAGAUAAAGAGGCUCAACAACAUGAAGCACAAGGUCAAGUGGAGAGCAGGCAAGAAGUUGCUACUCCUCUGCAGCCGUCCCUUACUGAUAUGGAGGCCAAGGAGGAGAUACCACAUCCCAUAGAGGUAGCAGAUUCUGUUAAAGUUGAGGCUGAAACAGUUGCAGAAACUCAUCAGACUCCCUCAGAUGUUGGCAAAUCCUUGGAGGAACCCACCCAAGAAACCCAGACCACUGAACCACUCCCACCAUUGACAGAGUCCAAGAAUGUAAGUGAACCAGCCAUCAAAGCUGAGGAGGACCAGAAGGCUGUGGUCAAAGAGGAAUCAAAAGCAGAGGACCUCCCAGAAAAGACUGUGAAAGAGCAACUCAAUGUGACAGAGAAGAAGGAGGGUGUUGUGUCCACUGAAGCUGAAGAGAAGAAAAAGUCUGCUGUUGUGGAUAUUGAUGCAGGUGAUGAAGGAACUAAGAAGAAGAAAAAGCCAAGUGAAUCUGAAAAGCCUAAGAAAAAGGAAGCUGUAGACAAGAAAGCUGAUGCCAAGCAAGGGGAGGAGAAAGAAAAAUCUGCUGACACACUCGAGACCUACAGUCAGUUCACUCAGCGAGUCAAUGCUGAGAAGAAAAAUGACAUCAUGACAAAUGGGCAUGGAACCAAUGGCCAUGGGAAGGGAUCCAAAGUGAAGAGCAAGAACUAUGCCUCACCAGACUGUGGCUCCAAGCUCCUCACGGCAAACCCUGAAGCUACCCAUGCCUCCAAGGUGAUCCAUUCUAACAAGGAUGAGUACCUGUUGAACAAGUGCCGAGACAAGACGUGGUUCAUCAUUGAGCUGUGUGAGAGCAUCCGGCCCCAGAAGUUUGACAUCGCCAACUUUGAGCUGUUCAGUAACCUGCCCAAGGACAUCCAUGUGCUGGGGAGUCACCGCUACCCAAGCCGGGACUGGACAUCCCUAGCCUCAGCGCAGGGGCAGGAGGGCAACCGUGGUGUGCAGUCCUUUCCUGUAGAGACCGAAGAUUUCUUUAAGUAUAUCAAGGUUGAGGUGCAUAGUCACUACGGCCAUGAGUACUUCUGUCCCAUCUCUCUUUUUCGCAUCUAUGGCCUGUCUGAGUUUGAAGUCAUUGAUACAGUAGAGGACUCUGAGGAACCUGAAGAGGCAGAAAUUUUCAGUGAAGCUCAGCUGGAUGACAAGAAGGUCAAAGAUGAGGGAAAGCCCAGUGUCAUCCCAGCUGUAAUCAAAAACAUGUUCAGUGGUGUCCUGGAUGUCAUCAAGCGAGGAUACCGCCCCCACACCUCCACUAGUGAGUCUGGGGACAACUGCUACACUUUGCAGCCUACACACACUGUGGACAAGAGGAGUUGCCAGCUGGCUGACUCCCUGAAUUAUAUACUUUCCUGCUACCACGCUGAGUAUCAAAUGCUGAUGCAGACAUCAUUUGUGUCCAACACCGUCAAGAACUCUGGGUUCUGCCGCCUGCUGGCCUCCACCAUGUGCCUUACCCCUGAGGUGAGCGACAGUGUUGUGUAUGACACUGUCUGCAACAGCAGCUACUUGUGUAUCAUGCUCUCCCCCAAACAUCUUCUGGCAAUGUGCUUCAUGCACGAUGGUCGCAUUGUGAACUCUCAAGUGGAGUGUGAGUCUGCUGGCACAUUGCUUCCUGAAAACUUCUCUACCACAACUCCACCCAUCCUGCCAACAGAGAACAGGAUGCCUUCCUAUGUGAAGAAUGCUAAGAUAAAUACUUCUACCAUCACUCGCACUGAUGCCACCGUUCCCUGCAUAAAUGGUGCGGUAGCACAAGCAGAAGAGGGAUGGAGUGACCAAGGCAGUGGUGCAAAAAAUAUCCCUGUAGAGUCAGUGGCUGUAGGCCAAGAGGAGCCAGUGGCCUCACCUGCAUCUGAUUCUGUCAUUGCUGAACCCUCUGUGCCUAAAAAAGCUAAAUCACCUGGGAGUAGCCAGGACCAGGUGGUGAAGGAGGAGGAGCAGCCAGACAACACAACAGAGCUUGAGGAGCGUGUGACGGUGGAGGGAGGAAGCAUUGUGGGGGUGGAGAUUACCGAGGAAGAGAGUGUCAAGGAGGAGGAAGAAAAACAUGAGGAGGAACAUCCACAUCCUGUCACACCCUUACCAGUGGAGACCAAGUUGUCCUCCACCUCACCCACCAACAAGGAGUCAGUGGUGGUGCGUCUCUCCAACAAAAUCAAGGCACUGGAAUACAACAUGUCCAUCAGUAGCCAGUACCUGGAGGAGCUGAGUCGUAGGUACAAGAGCCAGAUGGAAGAGAUGCAGCGCCAAUUCAACCUGACCAUCGCUGCUCUCAAUGCCACAUCCCGCCAGGCUUUUGAGCGUGACCAGCACCAUCAACGAGACAUUGAGAUGUUGGAGGAACAGCUGGCCAGUGUCACUGCCAUCCUGAGAAAGCUAGUGGAGGAGAGAGAGAGUCUGGCACACACUGUGGUGGAGCAGCACUUGCUCCUCAUGGUGGUGGAGGUGGUGGUUCUGUGUGUGGUGUUUGUUCUCUGCUACAAGAGGACCACUCGUCACAGACUGCUGGAGCUGGAAGGACAAGAGAGAAGGGCUCAGACUCCAAGUGAAGACCCAUCAGACAGACAGGGACUGGGUGGCAGUAACAGCCUCAGUGGUUGGACAAGAGGCAGAGUCCGACGGCGGUCAGUGGAUAGCAUUACACGGGAACGCUCAUCAAACCAACGUCGCUGCCGCCGUCCCAGCGAGGAGGCACUCAGGAUAUCUGGCACGUAUGAAGACCUCCUCAUCAUUGAGCCGGCCAUUCCCAUCAUGGUUGACUCAGUCAGUGAUCGCAAGAAGAAGAGGAAGUCAAGCAAUGGAGUGCUCAAGCGUUCCAAAUCUAAUGCCAGUAUUGUUGAGAAGUCUUGCAACUCCUCUAAAAGAUCUCAACGUUUGGAAAAUUUGGAUGUAUCCAGUGCUGGAGUGUUAUUUUGUGGGGAUCAGGUAGAGACAAAGGGAGCUUCUAACAACCUUCAGGUUGACCCUGCCAGUCUACAGUUUUCAGGGGACACAGUUGACUCACCAGUCAGUGCAGACAUGAACUCUCCCAGGUCCUAUGUUGAAGAGGUUAUGUCUGCACCCCAUCCUCACAAUGAUAUUAAUGCAGUCACCUUGAAGAAACAUUCAACUAGUUGUUCCCAGAUAUCUGAAAACUUGAAUAGAAAUUGGGGAAAGCUUACCAAAUCCCAUUCCUUAAAUUACUCCUCUGAGAAACUUAGAAAUGGUGCAGAAAAAAAGAAAAAGAAAUUGAAAAAGAGGAAUACAAUUCAAGAAAGUCCGCAGCCAUAUAGUCAUGAAGCAGAAUUGUAUCCAGAAACAAACAGGACCUCCUAUAAUGGCCUUAGUGAACAUAACCCAGAGUAUUAUUAUAAUGGGCGAAGCAGUGUCCACUUCAGUGAAACAUCUGAUGCUCUCGGCAACCAUAUGUUCAGUUCUGAUGUUACCAAUGGCAGUAGUUAUAUUAAUGGGGACAGUUCACAAGAUCUAGGUUAUGUAGGAAGUGAAUAUAUGCAUUCUAGUAGCUAUGUGACAAAUUUUUCUGAAAAGCGAAGAACUUCACCAGCAGCCAAAGUCAAACUACGUUCAGAUAACUGGGAGUGGUAUUCACUGCAUCAUUUUGGAAGCAGCAGUGAAACAGUUAGCACCUGUAGUGACUCUAGUGGUAAGACCCGGAAAGGCAGACACGAUGAAGUGCCACACACUCAAGAUCAAAGUGACGACAAGAAGGUAAAGAAAAAGAAGAAGGGCAAGUCCAGGGCACCGGUUCUUUUAGAAGAAGAAACCAAUGGUGGGACAUGACCGCCUCAGCUGUGCCCUCAGUGCCAUUGUAUUGUGUUCUUAGCCUGCUGAUGGCAUGCUGGAGGGUGACGGUUGUGUCCAGGCAUUGCUGCACCACAGGAUGCCUCCCUGACCUCUGCUACAUGUGCUCCAGGGAAAACAAGUACCAUAGUAGUACUACUCUUUUGUGGGAAAGUUAUUAAUUUAUUAGAAUUAUAGAGUCAUCUCGACUUGCAGGUAGAUUCCUGUGAAGUGUUAGUCAUGAUUGUGCAUCCAAUGCACAUUUUUUUUUUUUUUUUUUUUAUAAUAAAAGUUGAUUAAAAUAUUUACUUUUAAGUAAUCAGAUGUGAGUACUUCCAGAGUGGUUUGUUCCACAAGUUUGAUGCAAUGUUAUAUCUGUUGAUAGUCAUGCAAUGUGUCUUGAGUCACUUUGUGUUAUGUUAGGGAUGUGUUGGUGCUGUUAAGUGUACUCCAGUAUAGUGUUAUCAGUAAGGAUAUGCCUAUUGGGUCAGUCCUAGAGUGUCAGUAACUUUUAUUAAGUUUGUCCCAGUGAAGUAUCACUAGAUCAAACGUUAGGGAUUGGCUUAAAAGUUCCUUUUGACUUACAACUUCAUCUACUCCUUAGAAUUUUACAUAUAAAUACUUCCAGUCUUCAAAUGAGGGACUUUGUGAGUGAAGUCACUGUGUUAUAGUGAGUAGUCACACAUUCACAACACUACUGGUGAAAUUGGAAGGUGAUGAGAGUAUCUGAUUAAUGUUUUGCUGGAAAAAUUGAUAGGUACUACUAGUGAAUGUACUUAUAACUAAACACUGAAUGAUUGAACUGAUCAUAUUGUGUCACCAUCAUUAUAGUACAUACUACUGUGUUAGGAAGGCUUGCAGUGUUGGAAGUAAGGUGACAGAUUCAUCAAAUGAGACAAAGUAAAGAGAAAUGCAGUAAGAUUGUUAAAACUAAACUCAAAUUAGAAUGAAUAAUUGAAAGUAAAGAAUUUUAUACUGAAUGGUAAGGGAAAGUUAUUGUUGUCUUUAUCUUGUUUUAGAGAUAAAUUAAUCUUAAAAGUGAAGGAUUGCUAUUGUAUUUGGAAUCCCAGUCUUGAGUACAUUAAGGAGACAAGUGGAAUUCUUGUUUUAUUCAUCUAAACUCUGUACUCUGGAGUCAGAGUGAUAUAAUCUGUCCUGACAGUAGGCACCUCCAUCCAUGUUGUGUAACACUGUUAGGGCUUGUCUCUGAGGGAUGGCUGCAGUGUUUACAGUCUUUAUGGAUUUAUGUGCUGGGUUCUUUAUGUUAGGUGUUACUGUUUUGUAGAGAGAGGAGGGCAGCUUCAUGUACAGGUAUAUAGAUUUGAGGACUUGAGGAUGGCCAGUACUGUGUAUUGCUGUGAGUUGCAACUCAUGUCCAUAGCAUACGUAGAUAUAGAAGUGUCAUGGUAUUCUUUGAACAUAGAAGCACAGUACAUGGUCUCCCUCACUUAGCUUAGAGAAAGAAAACCACUUAGACUGGAUUUGAUGUUCACUGUAUUCAGUGGAAGAGCUUCAAGACUUUAUAGAUGCUUAAUCAGUGAGGCUGUAGGAUGGUGGCAAGGUGUUAGCCUGACCUUACGAAGUACCGAGUGUCCUUGCCACUGAUGCCUGUCCUUAAACUGUGAUGAGACGUUUCUGAUCCUAGGUUUUUUGUUAGUAUGAUUAAAUGUUUAUUAAGUACGUACUAGUAAGUUGGUCUUCAUAUCAGAGAACCUAAGCUCUAGUGUGAGUGUUAAAACUUUAUUAGGAGUUUCUGAGCCUUGUCGUUCAAAGUGUACAAGUCCCUAGCAGGAGUGUACAGACAGGGCAUGACCGUAAACUAGUCACAUGCAGUAUGUUUCCAGUAUACUCUCAUUUUGUUAGGUAUGGCAUUAUAUGUAUAUAAGGUGGACAUAUUUUUUCACUGUAUUUAUAGGGUUUAAUUUAUGAUGUAAAUACAGAUAUUCUGAUAUGUUUGAGAGAGAGAGAGAGAGAGAGAGAGAGAGAGAGAGAGAGUCAUGCAGUGUCUGGGUGGAUGAUAGUCAGUGCAGGGCUCUGUGAACAUUUUUUUUCUCCUCAGAACAGAGUCACAAGUACUUGGCAAUGACACUUUGCAGAGAAUUUCACAAUUACUUGGGCAGUGCCCUAGCAAAUAAUUUUCACUGUGCACAGCAGUUUCACUAGAUGAAGAUUCUUGCUCUAUAUUUCACUAAUACAUGCCUUCAGCUUACUAACCUCAUGUAGAAAAUGACUGAGUCAUGAUGAAAGCUUGUUUAUGCUUGGUUAAUAGUAAGCUGCUGCUUUGAGGUCAGUCAUGAAUAGUGAUUGCCAUGAUGUCUAAAGACUUAAGAAUUUAUGAGAAAUGGCUUGGUGUUAAUUGAGGGGCAGAGUUUGGAAUGAGAGCAAUAGGACAGUGAUGACAACAGACAUGUUACAUUGGUUUGGUCAUGUUCAAAGAAAGGACUAGAAAAUUCUGAAAAUCAGGGACAUGGAUACGUAUAGAAUGUAUAAAACACAAGAGGAAAUCAUAAGGAAGGAUCUAGGAAUGUUGCUCAUGGUGUAGAGGCUGGAUGAGGUACCUCUGUGUGAUAAAGGCUGACCAAUGUAAAGAUGGAAAGUGAACCAAAAUAAAAUACUUGUGUUGUGAAAGAUGACUUACAGGGACUGAGUGAGAGAACUGGGAACCCCCUCUUCAGUAUGUUCCUUCCUAUAAUGAGAGAGGCAAAGAGAGAGGAAUAAUCAAGUUCUCUCCUAACCUUGACAUACACACUGAUAUCUUGGCUUGGUUGAUGUAUUUUAUGAGAGUUGUUGGCCUGGUUUCCAUGAAGAUGUGCAGAACAUUUUGAGUUGUUCUUGCUAACUGCAUGUGGUGCAUAAUGUGUUUAUGAUUUCCAUUUAAUUUUGAGGAAUGUUAGUAACAGAAUGGUGGUGUACCUAACUAUACUAAUUGUGAAUGUAAUGACUCAAAACAUGCCAAACUGAUGUACUGUCUGGCUUUCUCAUUCUGUACUUAUGUUGGAGGAUGUGAAAAAAUUAUGGAUAGUAUCAUAGAUCAGGCUUAGCAGUUCUUUGCUUUGAUCUGCUGCAAUAGAGCAGUCAUUUUGUGGCAGAAAAUUCUGAGCUUAGGGCAGUACAGUGUCUUGUUAGGAAUUAUUAGUAGCUUCAUUUCUGAGUUGUAUCACGUUGGCCUUAGUGUGUGUCAAUUAUGGAUAUGGUGUUAUAGAUUUUGAAGUGUGUUAUUUAAUGGAGGAGGCAGUUUGUUCAUCUUUUGUCUUCUAUUGAGUUAGCUGGUGAUAUCUGUGAUUCCGAGGAUGCUCCGUAUCAGAAUGCAUUCCUCUAUUCCUCGCCAUUCACCACACCUUGUCCAGUCCCUGUCCACAUAACCUCUUCCCUUGCUCAUCUAUCUCGUUUCUCUCCCCUUUUUUUUUUUUUCAGUCCUUUGCAUGAACUAAGAAAUAACUAAGAAUAUUUUUAAUUGUCACUAUUGCUUUAAUAAAUUAGUUAUAAGCGUGAAUUUAGCUUGUGUUGAGUCUAAGAUGCAUGGCAACUGUGACUGAAUGAAACAUCUUCCAUCAUCUGUCCCUGUCUGUUUUUAUAUUUGUUAUGAUCUGCAAAUGUCACAUCAAACUGCACUCACAUUCACCCAGCAAAUUGGAAGUGAAAGUGAAAUCAUGGAAAUAAUUGUGUUUCAAAGAUUAUAUAUAUAUAUAUAUAUAUAUAUAUAUAUAUAUAUAUAUAUAUAUAUAUAUAUAUAUAUAUAUAUAUAUAUAUGGCUGGAAUACCACGGGCCUCUUGAGCGAUAUAUUUUUUUCCGAUAUAUUUAAUUUGCGUCAGCUGUGACUGAUGAGGUUCGUACACGAUGUAAUGCACAGUGAAGACUACGAGUGUCUGAACAACCCCACAUAUACCCCAAAAUUGCCUCCAAUGUGCUGUCAACGUGUGCGGCAAAUGUGUUUCUUUCAUUAAAUUUUAAACAUUUGGCUUCCUUGCUGUGUGAAGGAGCCGGCUAGGAGUGUUGUUAUGUGUGCGAGUGAACCCGCGAGGAGACCAGUGAGUCCACGUGUGUUGUGUUGACGUUGGUGUCGCGAUGUCGUUUGUCGGAGGUUGUUGUCUGAAAACUUAUCGGCGAGUUGCUGGAACAAUACAUAGGUAGGUAGGCGGCAAUCUUUCAUUUUUAUCUCAUAUAGUGGAAGGGUUGUUUGUUACCAGAAACUGUGACACCAGAAGUAGGAUAUCCAUCAGUUAUGGAUUCCUACCUCUAUAUUUUUCUCAUAUUUUUCUUUUAAAUAUAAAGUACCAAUAAAAAAUAUCAACGA